This is a messenger RNA of Leptosomus discolor (cuckoo roller), 1015 nucleotides long. Lineage: Eukaryota; Metazoa; Chordata; Aves; Leptosomiformes; Leptosomidae. The record is from RefSeq and is a predicted model, not a curated record.
AGAGUAUUAGACUAUUUUCCUCACAAACAAGCAAUGGCUGUGGAUGUAGCAAUGCAGCUUUACCUAUGCUCUUCACCCUUGCGAAGAGAGAAGUGUGCCUGCAAAAUUACUCCGAAGCCAAGCAAGCCGUUGCGGCCCUGCAUCCAGCUGAGUAGCAAAACUGUGCUGAAUGGACCAGAAGAGGCAGCAAACUCCUUCGCACACAACAAAGUGAAGAAGAGGGUGUCGUUUGCCGAUAGCAGAGGCUUUGCUCUGACGAUGGUGAAGGUAUUCUCGGAGUUUGACGAUCCACUAGAUAUUCCUUUCAACAUCACCGAGCUGAUAGACAACAUUGUAGGUCUGACAACAGUGGAGAGGGACAGCUUUGUCCUGGAUUUUGUUCAGCCCUCUGUGGACUACCUGGACUUCAGAAACCGCCUCCAGGCAGACUGUGUCUGCCUUGAAAACUGUAUGCUGAAGGAGCGAUCCGUUGUGGGAACAGUGAAGGUGAAGAACCUUGCUUUUGAAAAGACUGUGAAAAUCAGGAUGACAUUUGACACCUGGAAAAACUUUGUAGAUUACCCAUGCCAGUAUGUCAAGGAUAUGUAUGGAGGGUCAGAUCGGGACACAUUUUCCUUUGACAUCAGCUUGCCCGAGGGAAUUCAAUCCCACGAAAGAGUUGAGUUUGCCAUCUCCUUUGAGUGUAAUGGGAAGGUGUACUGGGACAGCAACAGGGGCACAAAUUACAGGAUCAUACGAUCAGAACUGAAGUCUGCCCAGGAAGCCGGCCACCCCCCGCGGGGCCCUGACUUUGGCAGCUCCUUUGACCAGUUUGGGAGCCCUCGGUGCUCCUAUGGCCUCUUUCCCGAGUGGCCCAGCUAUUCAGGCUAUGAGAAGCUAGGGCCUUACUAUUGACCCAAGGACUAAGUCCUGACUGACUGACUAUUGCUGGCGUGUCCGCAGGCCUGGGAGCUGGUCUGAAUGUGAGGUGUACAGAAAAGUGGAAGAAGAAUGGCUCUGUGUAGCUCUGCAUAAG